AUGGAGGUAGAGCAGGCGAUGCAAGACACUGUCAAAGCAAAGCCUGUGAAGCCAAAACCAAAACUGAAGGGCAGGCAAGGCAGACCUACAAAUAUAUCUGACUUGCCUUGUGUUGCAAAUAUAGAAGUAGAAGCUCACCAUGUGACUGCCAAUGAUUUUUUGGGCUCAAGCAAUAAGCUGCCAAGACAACACAAUACAACUGAGCUGCUGGGUGAUGAUGUGGCAACUUCAGCACAUGUGCCCAACCCAGGAAAGUCCUGGUACAUUGUGCUCUUCCCUUGCACAAUGCUCCUUCUGCUCACUGAAUCAACUGUAUUUUGGCUGAACCUUACCUGGAAUAGCUGGGCCAGUGGCAGUGCACCUGUUGGAAAUGGUACCCCCCACAAUUCUGUAACAUUGGGCUCCCAAGUUCAAACCAAUGGGAUUCCUAACCUGCCCCCUUCCACUGUCCCAUCCUUAACAACUAAAGCCACCAGUGUCAGCUCAGAAAUUUCCAUCACAGAGGAUGAUCAGGAGUGCACUAUGCCACAGGAAAGCACCAAACACCAUAUGAUCAGCAACAACAUUCCUGCAGUGGCCCAUGAUGAGGAUGAACAUUACUUCAGGGACCCCCUUACUGUCUCCACCAAGUUUACAUGGUACCAGAAGCCUGUUGAGGUAUUUUUCUUUGGAUCACAAAAGCCCAUGAGUCUCUCACACACACUGGUACUAUUUCUAGGCUAUGUUGAGAAUGUGGAUGAUGGGGGUUCUUUCUGUGACCUCCAUGAUGUAAAUUUUUGCAUGAAGGUUGUAAAGGAGCCACAUGUUACUACAAUGCAAAGAAAGCGAAGCAUGACUUGUGGGCACAUACAUUUUUUCAAUGCAAACUUGCCUGAAGAGCUGCAAGAGGAUAGAAGAUGGUCGAACCAAAUGCUUCCCACUCUCCUCAUGUGGGCUGGGCCCUUCCCUGAUCCAUGGGCAAUCCCAGAUCUGGAGCUCAUGACCUCCCUUGUCUCAGAUUUUGAUUCUCAUGCAGUAUGCCCAGGGACACUGACUUUCAUGCUGGCAACUUGGCAACUUGGUCUGUGGUGCAGCAACUUCAGCUCUACCACCAUUGCACUCAUUGCUCAUUUUCUUGCAUCAGAUCCAGAUGAUGAUGCAUGGUCUGCUGCCACUGUCAGGCAAACUUGCAAUGAACUCAUAGAUGGACCACUUUCCUUCCUAUAUCAAGACCUCAACAUGACAAACCCAGCACACACUUAUUGA
This is a messenger RNA of Pisolithus orientalis, 1245 nucleotides long. RefSeq lists its product as uncharacterized. The transcript has 7 exons. NCBI's taxonomy places the organism in Eukaryota, Fungi, Basidiomycota, Agaricomycetes, Boletales, Pisolithaceae. The record is from RefSeq and is a predicted model, not a curated record. The coding region runs from base 1 to 1245 and encodes 414 amino acids.